Messenger RNA from Caenorhabditis sp. 36 PRJEB53466, 636 nucleotides. Lineage: Eukaryota; Metazoa; Nematoda; Chromadorea; Rhabditida; Rhabditidae. The record is from the annotation of a GenBank genome assembly.
AUGCAUCUUCCCCUCCUUUCCCUUCUGUUCGUCAGCGCUCUUUUGGCGUUCGACGUCCCUCUGUCGGGACCCGUUUCCAAUUUCAUUGACGACUUCUAUGCAAAUGAUUCUGACAUGAAUGUUCGGAUCAUCCGUCACCCGUCAGCUCCGUUUGUGUGAGUUUCCCAUAAACGGACGGAGAGAAAUGAGUUGAUUUCCAGGCACGAAGGAAUGCUUUAUUACUGGAAAGGUUACUAUAAGGGGACGCCUUCCUACCCGAAAAAAUGCACAUUUCUGGCUGACAAGAUUGAGUGGCCGUUCGGAAAUGUGACCUUCACAAACGGCACUAGUCCGUCUGGAGUGGAAUUCGGAUGUGGAAGAGAGACCCUUUGCAAGCAAUACCACUGCGAACACACCAUCUCUCCAGGACUCUUCUGGUAAACUCUCAGAAACUCCUUCGCAAGACAUCAAAUGACUUAUUUCAGGGUAACUCUUCUGGUCAUCUCCGCAAUCAUCUCCGUGGCCGUCUACGCUCGCUACUGGGUCGUCCGUCGACGUCAACCGCGGGUCGAUCAGGACAUCGAAAUGAAUUCCAUAUACGUGCCAGUGGUCGUCGCCGACCGCGGAGGACCGCCGUACCGCCCUCUUCGAGCAUAA